Messenger RNA from Coffea eugenioides, 4406 nucleotides. RefSeq names its product F-box protein At3g54460. Lineage: Eukaryota; Viridiplantae; Streptophyta; Magnoliopsida; Gentianales; Rubiaceae. The transcript has 9 exons. Bases 41 to 4084 code for a protein of 1347 amino acids. Gene Ontology annotation, molecular function: zinc ion binding; protein binding; ATP binding. The record is from RefSeq and is a predicted model, not a curated record.
CCUUUUGGGCUGAGAUCCUCUGCGGUCGAAUAAUUCGACAAUGGAGAACCCCAGCGAAGACGAUCCAAUCCCGGACCAUAAGCUCUGCGGUUACCUCCGGACAGUUGUCACAAUUCCUCCUCCUCAGAAUUCCCAAACCCUACCUCCUCUCAACGCCCGAUGUCACAUUUCCGUUGACGGUCCCGACGGCGUCCACUUUGUAUCCAACAACGGCGUCGUCUUGUCUCCGGUCAGCAGUUCACUCGCAUUGGCGGAAAACGGCGAAACCUCGAACGGUAGGACGCCCGCUGGUUCGAAGAAAAAAUGGAGCAGGAGAAUUGGGAUGGUUCGUGGGAGCCUAAGCGUGGUGCAUCAGCUACAUGCGCUGGUAAUGAAGAAGUGUUUGACCAUUGCUGCGCGUGUAAUUGGGGUUUCGAUGCGUGGGGAUGAAGUGAGGGUUGUGCUUCUGGUGGAUGUCUAUUUGCCCAUUGCAUUAUGGUCUGGUUGGCAGUUCCCUAGGUCCGCCACCACCGCGGCUGCGCUUUUUAAGCACCUGAGUUGUGACUGGAAAACUAGACUUUUGAUGCUUGCAAGUUCCAGGCAUGAUUUGGCAGAUGAUUGUGGAACUUGGAACCUUCCUGAUUGUCAUGUUCUUGAAUGCAAACAGCAGUGUAGUGUUGCAGAAGCUUCUAAGAGGAAGUUGUUUGAACUUCAUGAAAUAUUUAGGAGCUUGCCAAGUGUUAUGAAGGGGGGAAACCCAAACUUUUCAAAAGUAAAUCCAGCUAACACUGCUUCUGAAACUGGUAUUUGGCUGGUACCAGAUGAUAUUUUGAUCAAAAUUCUAACUGCACUUCGGCCUAUUGACCUUGUGAGGGUAGCUGCAACAUGUCUUCAUUUAAGGUCUUUGGCAGCACCAAUCAUGCCAUGUAUGAAACUGAAACUUUUUCCUCAUCAGCAGGCAGCUGUUGAGUGGAUGCUACAGAGGGAGCGGCAUUCUGAAGUCUUGCAACAUCCUCUGUACUUGAACUUUACAACGCAAGAUGGGUUUCCCUUUUAUGUUAAUACUGUUUCUGGGAAAAUAGUGACUGGUAUGGUUCCUGCCAUUAAGGAUUUCCGUGGGGGUAUGUUUUGUGAUGAACCUGGCUUGGGUAAGACUAUUACUGCUCUGUCUCUCAUUCUGAAAACACAGGGAAGUAUUGCAGAUCCACCAGAUGGUGUACAAGUAAUCUGGUGUGAUGACAAUUCUGAUCAGAAACGUGGUUACUAUGAGAUUAAGGAUCAAAGUACUGGCAGUAAUACAGUGUCAUUGAAUAAUAGAGUUACUGGUCAUAAUCCUAGAAGGGGACAGUUUUGCCAAGAUGACCUUACUCCAACAAAGAACUCAAAAAUGUGCCCUCUAAAAGAUGGCAUUGUUGUGCUUUCAGAUCAACAAGUGGAUCUUAAGGGUUCAUGUCCUGAGAAAGGAAUUGUAUCACAAAAAGUAACAUCUGGUUCCCUAAGAACAAGAACAUGUUCCGUUCAUGCUGCCAGGAGCUGUGGUAAGACCAGGAGAAAUCUUCUUAAUGAGUAUGAAGAAGCUUCUGUCUUUCCUACUGAAACAGUGACUAGGAACUCUGCAACCAAAAGAAAGCAGGCUCCAGAUGAUCCUAGGAAAAGUUCUCUGGAGCACAGUGCUUUCUCAGAUCUAUCAUCAUGUAAGGGAAAGAGACCUAAAAUGAUGUAUGCAGAUCACUUUCAGUUUAAUGAAACAUGGGUCCAGUGUGAUGGUUGUGGAAAGUGGCGGAAGCUUUUGGAUGCAAGUGCAGCAGAUACAUCCAGAGCUUGGUUUUGUAGUAUGAACAGCGAUCCUUUAUACCAAAAUUGUGGUGUUCCUGAAGAAACCUGGAACUACGAGUCCAUCACUUAUUUACCUGGAUUUUGUACCAAAGGAACUCCUGGGGGUCUGAAAGAAAAUGUAUCAUUUUUUACUAGUGUACUGAGGGAACACCAUGAGCUACUAAACUAUAGAACAAAGAAGGUCUUAACUUGGUUGGCUAAACUUCCACCGGAGAAGCUCUCAGAAAUGGAAACUGGUGGGUUGGCACAUCCAGUUGCAGAACUUUGUAUAACUGAUGAUGGUAACUACCAAGAGUAUCACCAUAUUUUUCAAGCAUUCGGGCUCGUUAAGAGCAUAGAAAAACAUGUAACAAGGUGGUAUUACCCAAGAAAUCUUGCGAAUCUUGUUUUUGAUUUGGAUGCCCUUCGAGUUGCUCUUUGUGAGCCAUUAGGUUCAUUGAGGAUUUAUGUGUCGCGGGCAACAUUAAUUGUUGUCCCUUCUAAUCUGGUUGAUCAUUGGAAAACUCAGAUUGAAGAGCAUGUUAGACCAGGUCAGUUGAGGGUAUAUGCUUGGACUGAUCACAAAAAGCCCUCACCGCAUUAUCUUGCUUGGGAUUUUGAUGUUGUCAUAACGACUUUCAGUCGUCUAAGCACUGAGUGGAGCCGGAGAAAAAGAAGUGCUUUGAUGCAAGUCCAUUGGCUACGGGUGAUAUUGGAUGAAGGGCACACUCUUGGCUCCAGUCUCAGUUUGACAAACAAAUUGCAAAUGGCUGUUUUCCUGAGAGCUUCAAGCCGCUGGUUGUUAACAGGAACGCCAACUCCCAACACUCCUAAUAGUCAGCUUUCUCAUCUUAAACCAAUGCUUAAGUUUCUCCAUGAAGAAGCUUAUGGCCUAAAUCAAAAGUCUUGGGAAGAUGGUAUUCUCAGGCCAUUCGAGGCUGAGAUGGAAGAUGGUAGGAUGCGAUUACUACAGCUACUUCAUAGGUGCAUGAUUAGUGCAAGAAAAAUUGACUUGAAGACCAUUCCUCCUUGCAUCAAGAAAGUAACAUUUUUAGAUUUCAAUGAUGAACAUGCAAGAAGUUACAAUGAAUUAGUUGAAACAGUAAGGCGAAAUAUAUUAUUGGCAGACUGGAAUGAUCCUUCUCAUGUGGAGAGUCUACUGAAUCCAAAGCAAUGGAAAUUCCGAAGUGUUACUAUCAGGAAUUUGAGGUUAUCAUGCUGUGUGGCUGGACACAUCAGAGUGACCGAUGCUGGCCAAGACAUCCAGGAAACCAUGGAUGUUUUAAAAGAGAAUGGUCUAGAUCCUGUUUCAGAGGAAUUUGAUUUACUAAAAUCUAACCUUCUUCAUGGUGGUAAUUGCAUGAGGUGCAAGGAAUGGUGUCGGUUGCCAGUCAUUACACCUUGUAGGCAUCUUUUAUGCCUUGAUUGUGUUGCUUUGGACAGUGAAAGGUGUACAUUGUCUGGCUGUGGCAACUUAUAUGAGAUGCAGAGCCCUGAAACACUGGCUCGUCCUGAAAAUCCUAAUCCAAUGUGGCCAGUUCCAAAAGAUCUCAUAGAGUUGCAGCCAUCAUACAAACAGGAUGACUGGCAUCCUGAUUGGCAGUUAACAUCUAGCAGCAAAGUUUCUUAUCUUGUGAGUAGGUUAAAAAUGUUGCUCCAAGCUAAUCAAGCAAUUGAUAAUUCCAAUGAUGAGAAAGGAGUGCAUUUACAUUUCUCCCCUCGGAGGUGUAGUCAGCAGGAUGUCUUGGAACUUAAGGGCCAAUUAACCAGGACAAUCCCAGAGAAAGUUAUUGUAUUUUCUCAGUUUCUUGAGCAUAUACAUGUCAUAGAACAGCAGUUAACAAUUGCAGGUAUUCAAUUUGCUGGAAUGUAUAAUCCGAUGCCUUCUGCUAGCAAGAUGAAAUCUCUGGCAACCUUCCAGAAUGAUGCAAAUUGUGUGGCUCUUCUGAUGGAUGGAAGUGCAGCAUUAGGUCUUGAUUUGAGUUUUGUAACACAUGUCUAUCUGAUGGAACCGAUUUGGGACAAAAGUGUGGAGGAACAGGUUAUCAGUCGUGCUCACCGGAUGGGUGCAACGCGUCCUAUAUAUGUCGAAACUUUAGCUAUGAAUGGUACAAUUGAAGAGCAGAUGUUGAACUUCUUACAGGAUGCUGAUGAAUGCAAAAGAUUGUUGAAAGAAGAGUUUGGCAAACAUGAUGGUGGAGGGGCACGAGUUUAUCGCACAUUACAUGAUUUUGCUGAAAACAAUUAUUUAGCUCAACUUAACUUUGUUCGCAGGAAUUCAAGGACGUAAAGCAAGGGAUUUUUUCUCAUACAUUUGAACGUCCUGAUUGUAUCUUCUUGGUCGAGCAAUGGACAGUUGCUGUGUUGAGGCAUUCACUUACUAGAAUUAAGGGCACUCCGAGUAUUACAGAUAAUGGUGGAUAGAUGGAUUUUUCUGUCUGUUUCAGUUACUAGUUGGAAUGUAUUCAGGUGAAUUUGCCCAUAAAUAGGAUAACUAUUAUGUUUUGUCUGGUUUGUGGUGUCUAAAGGUAUUUGUGUAACUCAAACUAAUGCCAAAGUCCUUGUGUCGCAUUACAGCUUAGGGCAAUAAGAAUUUGAAAUUAGUUUAUUUA